Molecule: messenger RNA, 621 nt
Organism: Desarmillaria tabescens
Lineage: Eukaryota; Fungi; Basidiomycota; Agaricomycetes; Agaricales; Physalacriaceae
Exons: 4
Coding region: 1-621 (206 amino acids)
Source: RefSeq, a predicted model, not a curated record
AUGGAUACUAGUGAGGAGCGUCGAGCCGCACAUAAUGCUAGCAGUCGUCGCAGCUACAUGAAGUAUAAUGCUCUUACACCGCGACUGAUCAACCAAAAACGACGGGACGCUUAUAGACAGAAGAAGGAUAAAAGAAAUGGGAAGAGUCUCAAGCCGUUGGACGAUCAGCAAGGAGCACACCCGGUCAUUGAGACUGAUUUGAAUAGCGCUUACCCGCACGCCCAGCGCUGUGCACCACUGACUGAAGCGAUGGACCACAUUAUUCGCAUCUCCUCAAGCUUCACGAUACUUACGCUGGGCUCGUCGGAACGCUACGCUGACACCCUCUAUCAGGAGUAUCAGCGAAGUAUCACUUUAGAUCGCCCCGAAGGCUAUCUCAGUCUCCUGGUAAAUGCGGUUCUGCAGGUAUCUUUUUUCGAGCAGUCCCUGCUGGAGCAAGAACGCAUUAUUUUGAAUUCCGUCGGUACCGGGAACGAGAUGGGGAGGCUUCGUGUGGUAUUGGAUCCAGUUCGAAUGUUGGCGGGCUGGUUGGAAGAAAUACUUUUCACCGCGAUGAUCAGUCCUGCCAAUUUGAGGGGGAAAUAUCUUCGUAGAGAGCUUGCUUUUCUGAAAUAUGAAUGA